AUGGACGAAACAAAUGCAGCAAGAGAAACUCAAAAUUUCAUGGACGUUGAAUCUUUCUCCCAACUACCUUUCUUCCGUCGUCCUCCCUCCAAAGAUAACAACCCUAAACCCAUUCGUCUCUUUGGAAAAGAGUUCACCAUUGGAGAUUACUCCGAUACCAAAAACAAAGAAGAUGAACAAGUAGAAGAAGAAGUAGACCAAACCGGAGAUAACAACGGUAAGGACAAUAGCAUAAGCAACAACAACAACAACAACAGGAGAUUCGAGUGUCACUAUUGUUUUAGAAACUUCCCUACUUCACAAGCCCUAGGUGGACACCAAAACGCUCACAAAAGAGAACGCCAGCUCGCCAAACGCGGUGCUUCCUCUUAUUUUCAUCAUCCCAACGCUAAUCUCUAUGGUUACCGUCACUACCCGUCGUGGAGCAGCACAUCUUUACCGACCGCUAGGUUCUACGGAGGACACACUCCAGGGCCAGGACCGUCCUCCUUGUAUCACACUCAACCGAUCAAUGGGAGUCCACUAGGAGUAUGGCGUGUACCGCCUUCAUCUACUAGCGUUAGAGGCGUUUAUAACUCAAACGCAGCGUUUAGUAAUGAUAACUCGGUUUUACCGUCCUUGGCUGGUUCUCAGCCGCAUCUACCGUUACGAAUGGGAGGCUCCGCAGCUCAAAACAGCAUGUCAUCAUACCGUUACGGUUUGAGCCCUAAUGUGCACGAGCAUGUGAGUCUCGAUCUUAAUCUUUAACGUUACAGAAACUAUAUA
This is a messenger RNA of Eruca vesicaria subsp. sativa (arugula), 765 nucleotides long. The record is from the annotation of a GenBank genome assembly. NCBI's taxonomy places the organism in Eukaryota, Viridiplantae, Streptophyta, Magnoliopsida, Brassicales, Brassicaceae.